CAGUCAGCACCAGCAGCCACAUACCAGGACUCUGGAAGGAACAGGCAGGACACCCCCUGCAAAAGCCUCCGGAGAACUGUGACAGGCGUGUUGAAGUCCAGAUGCCCGGAGUUCGAGAAGCCACCAUGCAGACUUCCCAGAGCUCCUGCCCUGGAAGCCCCCCAGAUACUGGUGACGGGUGGGAGCCAGUUCUACGCCAGGGAGAGGUCGACUUCGGAGGGUCCGGGAAGAAGCGAGGCAAGUUUGUGAAGGUGUCAAGCAACGUGGCCCCCUCUGUGCUCUUUGAUCUCCUGCUCACCGAGUGGCACCUGCCAGCCCCCAACCUAGUGGUGUCCCUGGUGGGCGAGGAGCGGCCUUUUGCUAUGAAGUCCUGGCUUCGGGACAUCCUGCGCAAGGGGCUGGUGAAAGCAGCUCAGAGCACAGGUGCUUGGAUCCUGACCAGUGCCCUCCAUGUAGGCCUGGCCCGCCAUGUUGGGCAGGCUGUACGUGAUCACUCUCUGGCUAGCACAUCCACCAAAGUUCGCGUCGUGGCCAUAGGAAUGGCCUCUCUGGACCGUAUCCUUCAUAGUCAGCUUCUAGAUGGUGCCCAGGAGGAUACCCCCAUCCACUACCCUGCCGAUGAGGGCAGCAUCCAGGGACCUCUCUGCCCCCUGGACAGCAAUCUCUCCCACUUCAUCCUGGUGGAGCCUGGUGGCCUUGGGAGCGAGGACGGACUGGCAGAGCUACGGCUGAGCCUGGAGAAGCACAUCUCUCAGCAGAGGACAGGUUAUGGGGGCACCAGCAGCAUCCAGAUACCUGUCCUUUGCCUACUGGUCAACGGUGACCCCAGAACCCUGGAGAGGAUUUCCAGGGCAGUGGAGCAGGCUGCCCCGUGGCUGAUCCUGGCAGGUUCUGGGGGCAUCGCUGAUGUACUUGCUGCUCUGGUGAGCCAGCCUCAUCUCCUGGUGCCUCAGGUGACUGAAAAGCAGUUCAGAGAGAAAUUCCCUGGCGAGUGUUUCUCUUGGGAAGCCAUUGUGCACUGGACAGAGCUGCUACAGAACAUCGCUGCGCACCCCCACCUUCUCACUGUGUAUGACUUCGAGCAGGAGGGUUCUGAGGACCUGGACACUGUCAUCCUUAAGGCACUGGUGAAAGCCUGCAAGAGCCACAGCCAGGAGGCCCAAGACUACCUAGACGAGCUCAAGUUGGCUGUGGCCUGGGACCGCGUGGACAUCGCCAAGAGCGAGAUCUUCAAUGGCGACGUGGAAUGGAAGUCCUGUGACCUGGAAGAGGUGAUGACGGAUGCCCUAGUGAGCAACAAACCUGACUUCGUGCGCCUCUUUGUGGACAGCGGUGCUGACAUGGCCGAGUUCUUAACCUACGGGCGCCUGCAGCAACUUUACCACUCCGUAUCCCCCAAGAGCCUCCUCUUUGAACUGCUACAGCGUAAGCAUGAGGAGGGCCGGCUGACGCUGGCUGGCUUGGGUGCUCAGCAGGCCCGGGAGCUGCCCAUUGGACUGCCUGCCUUCUCACUCCACGAGGUCUCCCGUGUACUCAAGGAUUUCCUGCACGAUGCCUGCCGUGGUUUCUACCAAGACGGGCGCAGGACGGAGGAGAGAGGGCCACCCAAGCGACCGACAGGCCAGAAGUGGCUGCCAGACCUCAAUCGGAAGAGUGAGGACCCUUGGAGGGAUCUGUUCCUCUGGGCUGUGCUGCAGAACCGUUAUGAGAUGGCCACAUACUUCUGGGCCAUGGGCCAGGAGGGUGUGGCUGCUGCUCUGGCCGCCUGCAAGAUCAUAAAGGAAAUGUCCCACCUGGAGAAGGAAGCAGAGGUGGCCCGCACCAUGCGUGAGGCCAAGUAUGAGCAGCUGGCCCUGGAUCUUUUCUCAGAGUGCUACAGCAACAGCGAGGACCGCGCCUUCGCCCUGCUGGUACGCAGGAACCACAGCUGGAGCCGGACCACUUGCUUGCACCUGGCCACUGAAGCCGAUGCCAAAGCCUUCUUUGCCCAUGAUGGUGUGCAAGCAUUCCUGACCAAGAUCUGGUGGGGAGACAUGGCCACAGGCACGCCCAUCCUACGGCUGCUGGGUGCCUUCACCUGCCCAGCCCUCAUCUAUACCAACCUCAUCACCUUCAGUGAGGAUGUCCCACAGAAGAUUGGCCUGGAAGAUCUGCAGGAGCCAGACAGCUUGGAUGUGGAAAAGAGCUUCCUGUGCAGCCAGGGCGGCCAAUUGGAGAAGCUGACAGAGACACCAAGGGCUCCAGGCGAACUAGGCCCACAAGCCGCCUUCCUGCUCACACGGUGGCGGAAGUUCUGGGGAGCGCCUGUGACUGUGUUCCUGGGGAAUGUGGUCAUGUACUUUGCAUUCCUCUUCCUGUUCACCUAUGUCCUGCUGGUGGACUUUCGGCCACCUCCCCAGGGGCCAUCUGGGUCUGAGGUUACCCUCUAUUUCUGGGUGUUCACACUGGUGCUGGAGGAAAUCCGACAGGGCUUCUUUACAGAUGAGGACACACGCCUGGUGAAGAAAUUUACUCUGUAUGUGGAGGACAACUGGAACAAGUGUGAUAUGAUGGCCAUCUUCCUGUUCAUUGUUGGUGUCACCUGUAGGAUGCUGCCCUCGGUGUUCGAGGCUGGCCGCACUGUUCUGGCCAUUGAUUUCAUGGUGUUCACACUUCGGCUCAUCCACAUCUUUGCCAUCCACAAGCAGCUGGGUCCUAAGAUCAUCAUUGUAGAGCGGAUGAUGAAGGAUGUCUUCUUCUUCCUCUUUUUCCUGAGCGUGUGGCUUGUGGCCUAUGGUGUGACCACUCAGGCCCUACUGCACCCCCACGACAACCGCCUGGAGUGGAUUUUCCGCCGAGUGCUCUACCGGCCUUAUCUGCAGAUCUUUGGGCAAAUCCCUCUGGACGAGAUUGAUGAGGCCCGUGUGAACUGUUCGCUUCAUCCUCUACUGCUGGAAAACUCGGCUUCCUGCCCCAAUCUCUAUGCCAAUUGGGUGGUCAUUCUACUUCUGGUCACCUUCCUGCUGGUCACUAAUGUGCUACUUAUGAACCUGCUGAUUGCCAUGUUCAGCUACACAUUCCAAGUGGUCCAGGGCAAUGCCGACAUGUUCUGGAAGUUUCAACGCUACCACCUCAUCGUUGAAUACCAUGGGCGACCAGCUCUGGCCCCACCCUUCAUCCUGCUCAGCCACCUGAGUCUGGUGCUCAAGAGGGUCUUCAGGAAAGAAGCCCAGCACAAGCGUCAACACCUAGAGAGAGAUUUGCCUGACCCCUUGGACCAGAAGAUCAUCACCUGGGAAACAGUUCAGAAGGAGAACUUCCUGAGCACCAUGGAGAGACGGAGGAGGGACAGCGAGGGGGAGAUGCUGAGGAAAACAGCACACAGAGUGGACUUGAUUGCCAAAUACGUCGGGGGGCUGAGAGAGCAAGAAAAGAGGAUCAAGUGUCUGGAAUCACAGGCCAACUACUGUACGCUUCUCCUGUCCUCCAUGGCUGACACAGUGGCUCCAGGCGGCACCUACUUAAGCUCUCAGAACUGUGGUCGCAGGAAUCAGCCAGUCUCUGCCAGAGACAGGGAGUACUCAGAGGCUGGUUUGCCACCCUCAGACACCUGACAGAGGGACCACCAGUCCUAGAAUCACAGACUUUGCCAUCUUGGGGUCUACCAAUCUUCCCUACUCCCAGCAACCCCCAGAAAUGGUCUUCUAGGCCUUGUCACACACCACUUUUUGGACAUUCCUUCCUAUGAAAAUGAAAUUCACGUCUCUUGGUACCUAUCUGGGAGCCCGAGCAGGAGGAAGUUCUUUUGGUCCUACCUAGAGCACUCACUGGCUUGAACUGGACAUCAGGACCUAAGUCCCACACCAGGACACCAUCUGCCUAGGCUGAACCAAAGUGGGUCUAGGCCCCAAUCUCUACCCUGAGUUCCUAAGAAAAUAAUCUCUUAAACACCAGCAGUUUCUUUCUGAUCUCAAAGACCCGCUCUUCAUCAGCUGACCAGCUUGUAGAGCGCUGGUAAUCAUCAGCCUUGACUCUUCUGCCCCCACAGCAUUACCUGUGGAACCAUUGUGGCAGUAACCCCCAAGAUACUGUCCAAGGGUACCCAGUGACGCUAUAAAGCCUGCAGACCACCUCGACCCAGCUACACUGGAAAGCAGGGAUGGCGAAACAUGCAUUUCAAACACCUGGGGAGCAUAGGGAGUUACCUAACCGACUGAACGGCAUCUCGGGUGCUUCCAUUGCACCUCAAAUUAUGUGACCAUCCAGGCUGAUCCCUCCUUUUGGGGGACACUCGAGUCCUGGAAUAGGGACUACAGAGGCUAGGGCAGACUUGGUACUUGGCAGGACAGGCUAGCUAGCUUGGUUCAAGACCCUGGCCUCCACAUCAGGUAUGCAGUAUCUUUCCGGCACAUCAUUCUUUUCCUCCCGGGCUCAGCCCCAGCUAAAUGACCUAUCAUCAGUAAUGUCCUACAGAGGUCACAAGUCCUGGAGACAUACACUCAGGGCACCAGCUCUUUAGUUUGGGUGGACACCUGCCCAACCUCCCUUGCUGACUCAAUCUACCCUCUUCCUAAAACUGAUCUGCACAGGCCUAGUGCUGAGGCUGUGCUGGUUUCAGGGGGCAGAUUAUGUUCAUCCAUCACCAUCGGGGGCACAAAACUGGGCAUGGUUAUGAGCCCAGUCCCUCUGGGUAGAUUCACCAGUGGCAAAAGAAAACAACUAUGGCAAACCUUCACAACAGUUCCCACUGGAGUGGGGAAGGCAAAAUGAGGCCGAUGUAGAUGGAGGCCUGCAGUCAGGUGGCAAGGACAGAUCUUUUGAGUGGGGCCCAGAAAAAUCCACAAAAUCCAAGACAUACCCCAAAC
Messenger RNA from Myodes glareolus (Bank vole), 4844 nucleotides. RefSeq names its product transient receptor potential cation channel subfamily M member 5 (gene Trpm5). Gene Ontology annotation, cellular component: plasma membrane. Lineage: Eukaryota; Metazoa; Chordata; Mammalia; Rodentia; Cricetidae. The record is from RefSeq and is a predicted model, not a curated record. Gene Ontology annotation, molecular function: calcium-activated cation channel activity; ligand-gated calcium channel activity. Gene Ontology annotation, biological process: calcium ion transmembrane transport.